Molecule: messenger RNA, 2069 nt
Organism: Pseudoliparis swirei
Lineage: Eukaryota; Metazoa; Chordata; Actinopteri; Perciformes; Liparidae
Product: zinc finger protein 121-like
Exons: 3
Coding region: 1-1719 (572 amino acids)
Biological process (GO): regulation of transcription by RNA polymerase II
Molecular function (GO): RNA polymerase II cis-regulatory region sequence-specific DNA binding; DNA-binding transcription factor activity, RNA polymerase II-specific
Source: RefSeq, a predicted model, not a curated record
AUGCGUGGUUCGGAGAUGGGCUCCGCGGACCUUCUCCUCUCCCACGAGCCUCCAGUGUUGGUCUCCAUGUCUCCAGGAGAAAUGCUGAGACUGUUGGUGAAGCAGCAAGUCCACGCGGCUUCUGGAGACACUUUGGGGCUGAUUGACAAAUUAAUAUCAGAUUAUGAGGAGGACGUUUCUCGUUUUAGAGAACAUGAGCGACACAGAUCAGGAGAAAUGCUGAGACUGUUGGUGAAGCAGAGACUCCACGCGGCCUCUGAACACACUCUGGGGCUGAUUGACAGAUUUGCAGCAGAUUAUGAGGAGGAAGUUUCUUGUUUGAGAGAUAAUGAGAGACGAUACAAACUACUGGAGGCCGUUUUCAACCCUCGAGUUCAGCUGCACAGAUCAGAUGUCCAGCAGCUGGUUUGGAUUCAACCAAAUGUCCCCCCUGAGGACCAGGACCAAGAGGACCCGGAGCCCCUCCACAUAAAAGAGGACCCGGAGACCCUCCAGAUAAAAGAGGACCCCGAGCCCCUUCAAAUAAAAGAGGAGCUGCAGGAUCUCCGGACCCGUCUAAAGGGAGAUCAGCUCAUUGUGCUGGAGGAGGCCGAUAUCACCACGUUCUUUUCCACUGCUGUUACUGUGAAGAGUGAAGAUGAUGAACCUCAGACCUCACGGCUUCAUCAAAGCCAGACGGACGACGACAGAGAGGCGGAGCCUCCCGUCUGGAGCUCAGCUACAACAAUACAAACAGAAACUGAUGGAGAGGACUGUGGGGGAUCAGGAUCAGACAGGAACCUCAAUCCACAUCGCCAUUCACAUCCAAAUGCUGAUAAUGAAGAGGCUUCAGAAUCUUCUGAGACUGAGGUCAGUUGUGGUGAUUGGCAAGAAUCUUUGUCAGAUUGUGGACCUGAAAGUGAAGACGGGGACAAUGUCUGGAAGGAGACCAGGGCACCUGAGUCUGCUGCACAUGCCCUGAAAUAUAAGGAAGCUCUUGUAAGUCAUGUGGGAUGUAACACUGGCAACAACUCCAAUGAAUCACAAUCAAAAGAGCUCAUGAGAGUGAAAGCAAUCAGUUGUGAUGUUUGUGGGAAACGAUUUACACAACAGGGAAGUCUGAAUACACACAUGAGAUUCCACACAGGAGAAAACACAUUCAGGUGUGAUGUUUGUGGGAACAGGUUUACACAACAGCGACAUCUGAUAACACACAUGAGAAUCCACACAGGAGAGAAACCAUUCAGUUGUGAUGUUUGUGGAAAAAGAUUUACACAACAGGGAAGUCUGAAUACACACAUGAGAGUCCACACAGGAGAAGAACCAUUCAGUUGUGAUGUUUGUGGGAAAAGAUGUAAAAAACACAAUAAUCUGAAGAGACACAUGCUUGUCCACACAGGAGAGAAACCGUUCACUUGUGAUGUUUGUGGGGCACGAUUUAAAUCACUGCAAGGUCUUCAGUCACACAUGAGAGUCCACACAGUAGAGAAACUAUUCAGUUGUGAUGUUUGUGGGAAAAGAUUUAAAGUCCAGGGAAAUCUGACGUUGCACAUUAGAGUCCACACAGGAGAGAAACCAUUCAGUUGUGAUGAUUGUGGGAAAAGAUUUACAAACAAGGGAAGUGUGAAGUCACACAUGAGAGUCCACACAGGAGAGAAACCAUUCAUUUGUGAUGUUUGUGGGAAACGAUUUACACAACAGGGAAGUGUGAAGUCACACAUGACAAUCCACACAGGAUAGAAGCUAUUCAGUUGUGAUGUUUGUUUGUGGGAAAAGAUUUACACAACAGGGAAAUCUGAAGUAUCACAUGAAUCAACACAGGAGAGAAACCAUUCCGUUGUGAUGUUUUUGUAAAAACAUUUAGAGCACAGCAAUGUCUGAAGUAUCACAUGAGAGUCCACACAGGAUAGAAUGUGUUGCUUCCAGUAGCGACAAAUUAACUCUGUGAGUUGUUCUCUUUCUGUUGUGUUUAAUACAAGUAAAAAGUUAAAUGUUUUUAAUUGUUUCCUAUGUAAUUUUUUUGUAAAUAAGAUGGAAGGCAAAGUGUUUUCUAAUCAUUUGAUGAAUCUUUAUAAAAAACAAUAACAACA